Molecule: messenger RNA, 846 nt
Organism: Aplosporella prunicola CBS 121167
Lineage: Eukaryota; Fungi; Ascomycota; Dothideomycetes; Botryosphaeriales; Aplosporellaceae
Exons: 3
Coding region: 1-846 (281 amino acids)
Source: RefSeq, a predicted model, not a curated record
AUGGAAGAACCUGAAUUCGGAUCUAGACCCAACUUGGCCGACCUUACUGGCCGAUAUCCGCUACUCCGCAGUCUGGUGCCGAACCUCACUUCAAGGGAUCUCUACUCUCUCGCUCGUUCGUCAAAGAAGAAUUGGCUGAACAUUAUGGCCAAUGCUACGUCCGCCCGCAGCCUUAUGCACAUGUCAAUGUGCUGUGGUGAAGGUGAAAAGUGGUUAGCAGUAUUAAAAAGGCCCUCUAGCCGCGAGUGUCAAAAGCAUGAUGGAGAACUUUGCGAGCGCUGUGGGUUCAAGACAUGCAAGAACUGCGUGUUCGAUCACGGUAAAGAGCGGUUAGGUUUUCGCUUUAUGGAAUCGGACGGUCUCGUCUUCAACGGAGAACCUCUUACCGGUGUUAUCCAUUACAGCGACGUCUCUGAUAAUAUGAUCGCCCUUUGCAUGAAAUGCGCACCAGCGUUCGAGAGCCAAACAGCCGAAUGCCACUGUCUCUUUUUCAAGGGCAUGCAUGUUUGCAUGCCAUGCGUCAAGACCGAGAUUAGAAAUCGCAUUGACGACGUCGUCAAUCUGCGGGCGGACCAGGACCGGGAGUGGAGGCGAAGGUACAAGCGAUAUCUGCCUGAUGAGAAGAUCUGGGUAAGAGAUUGCGUCUGUGGUGCCCAGUUUAGUGCCCAGCUCCAUGACGACGAAUAUCUCCAUCAGUAUUGUCUGAAAUGCAAUGCUCCGCGGUGGACAGCCAGUUUGUACUGGGAGCGUAUGCACUACGAACCAGCUCGUAACGCUGGUGGCAUCGAACGUCGAGUUAGACCUGUCACUAGCGUCACGGAAAGCUUGCGAUCGCUUCACAUGUGA